Messenger RNA from Anoplopoma fimbria (sablefish), 1710 nucleotides. RefSeq names its product PR domain containing 8b (gene prdm8b). The coding region runs from base 1 to 1710 and encodes 569 amino acids. Gene Ontology annotation, molecular function: protein binding. The transcript has 3 exons. The record is from RefSeq and is a predicted model, not a curated record. Gene Ontology annotation, biological process: regulation of DNA-templated transcription. Gene Ontology annotation, cellular component: nucleus. NCBI's taxonomy places the organism in Eukaryota, Metazoa, Chordata, Actinopteri, Perciformes, Anoplopomatidae.
AUGGAGGAGUCCAGCUCCCAGAAGUUGGUGUGGGAUGGGGACGCCAAAGCGGUCCAGCAGUGUCUGACGGACAUCUUCACCAGCGUCUACACCACUUGCGACAUCCCAGAAAACGCCAUCUUCGGGCCCUGCGUGCUGAGCCACACGUCUCUGUACGACAGCAUCGCCUUCAUCGCUCUCAAGUCCACCGACAAGCGCACAGCACCCUACAUCUUCAGGGUGGACACGUCGGCGGCCAACAGCACCUCUGAGGGUUUGAUGUGGCUUCGGCUUGUCCAGUCUGCUCGGGACAAAGAGGAGCAGAACCUGGAGGCCUACGUGAAGAACGGCCAGCUCCUGUACCGCUCGCUCCGCCGGAUCGAGAAGGACGAGGAGCUGCUGGUCUGGUACGGCAAAGACCUCAUCGACCUGCUGCUGCUCAGCUCCAGCAGGGCGCCGGCCAAGAGCAAAGGUUCGUCCCAUCAUUCAUGUCCAGACUGCAGCCAGCGGUUCCAGUUCGAGUUCCCGUUCUUGGCCCAUCUCCGGUUCCGUUGCACCAAAAGAUUGCAGAGCAUCACAGGGGCCGACGAGGAGCCCGCCAAAGAGAGCGCCGCCGAGCGACCAAACACCACCCCGACCAGGACCAGCCCGAAGCUGGGCCGCUCCGAGGGCUUCAGCGGCGCUCAGGACGCCACUAAACCCUCCACGGACUUUCACAACCUGGCCAGGGAUCUAGAGAACAACCGGACCAGUCCGCCUAGCGACAAGGAGGCCGAGAUCUGCAGCGAGAGCUCGGGGAAGAGGAAGUUCUCGGAGAUAGAGGACCGGGAGCGCCGAGGGCCAAGCCUGCCGCAGUCCAAGUCCAAAGACGAGCUUGCAACGUCGGCGCAGAACUACAGAGGGGCGUACGGUCUGGAGGAGAACCACAACAAGGCCUUCUCGCCGCCGGGACCUACAGAAAUCGGUCAAGGCAAGCGCAGCGCCUUCACCGAGGUCAAGAAGUCGCCCCAGAACCUCAAACAUCACGGCGGAGGCAAAAACCUCCAGAGCUCCAACUCUGAAAACAAGGACGGCGGUCGCCCGAGCAGCAGCCCGUCGGAGAAGCACCUCAACAUCCGGCAGGUGCUUUCGGAGACGCAGCAGCCGCAAAGCUCCCCCAUGGGCAGCGCCUUCACCUCGGUCACCCAGCAAGGGGGCGGCGGCGGCGAGAGAAAGAGCGCCUUCAGCCAGCCGUCGCGCUCCUUCUCCCAGAUCUCGCCGCUGGUGAUGCCGACCAAGCUGCUGGACUGCCACCCGGCGGUGGGCGACACCAUCUCCUCCAGCCGACUCUACCAGGCCGACCACCUCGCCGCCAAGCUGCAGGGCGCUGAGCUCGGCGCCAACUGCCCCGUGCCGGGCGGCAUGUCCAAGCAGAACCCCUUCGUCUACGCCACCACCUUCUGGCCCAAGAACUCGGGCGCCAUCCAGCUCCAGAUGCCGUCGGCGCUCACCCUCCUGCCGCCCUCCUUCACCUCGCUCUGCCUGCCGGCGCAGAACUGGUGCGCCAAGUGCAACGCCUCCUUCCGCAUGACCUCGGACUUGGUUUACCACAUGCGCUCCCACCACAAAAAGGAGUUCGCCAUGGAGCCGAUGGUCAAGCGGCGGCGCGAGGAGAAACUCAAGUGCCCCAUUUGCAACGAGUCGUUCCGGGAGAGGCACCACCUGUCACGUCACAUGACCUCCCAUAACUGA